ACCAACAUUUCACACAACGCCAGGAAGACCCUGACCCUGACCCCGGGGGUCCCUGGCCCAGUAGCCCUCGAGGGCUGUCCCUGCCCACUGUCCCCUGGUGCAAGGUGGCCUCACCACUUUGGGCGGCCAGGUGGGCGUGAGAGGUUGACGCUCAAUCGACCCACAUCUGGAAAGCAGGGCCCUCACUUUUGUCCUGGGAGCGGGUGGUAACUCAGCCGCCCACUUCCGGUCCAGUGGCCCAGGGGCCCAGAAAGGAAGCCAGCUGAGCCGGCCUCCUCCUCCAGAAGGUCCCAGAGGGAUGCAGCUCGGCCCGGCUCCGCGUGGCAUCUGAUCUCUGUUCUUGCCUGGUCCUGUGGAAGUCGCUGUCCCCUGGUGAUGUCCAGCUGGCCUGGCUCAAGGUCCUCCUCUCCCAGCCCCGUGGCCUGGUACCCAACGGGUCUCCUCCAGCGGGUGCCCCUGGAGGGCAGGGCAGGCAGCCGGAAGCCUGCCUCAGGCCUGGCCAGUGCACAAGGGACUUAGUGGCCCUGGACUGGAACCCGAGUCCAAGCAUAGCCCUAGGGAUGGGGGCGUCCAGCGGUCCUCUUCCCAGACCCUGUCUGCGGCCCCCAGCUCUGCCACAGACGGGUGGUGGAAACAGUGUGACCGUCCCGGUCACCUCCUCUGCAUUAGCUGUCCGCGCCCUGCUGGCCCCCGACACCUGCAGGUCCCCCAAUUUCCUGCCCUCAGGCGGAAAGCUGGGCGGGGGAGGGGCUCCGGUGGGCGGCCCCGUACCGCGGGGACCCCCUGCCAGGCGGAAGGGACGCGCGGCAGGGUGUCGUGGGCAGAAGGAAGCGAGGAACAAGACAGCAAGGCCCUCGGCCACGGGCAAGGCAGCUCGGGGAACCGAAGGGAGAGCCCCACACCAGCCGCCCCCUAAACUCUCCACCGGAAGCUCGCGUGGUGGCCUGGCAUCCGCAUAAUCCAGGCACAAGCUAGGGGCGGGAUCCGCGAGGUUCGCGCCGCGACUGUAAACAAAGGGGCGGGCGCAUUUAAACACCUCGUCCGCGACGGUGAGUUACAGACCCUCAGCCAGGACGGCGCUGAGGGUCUCCGCGCGGCUUCAGAGCCCGCCGGAGCUUGCAGACCCGCAGAUGAGGCGCGCAGGGGCAUGGGCAGCCUGAAGGAGCACAGCCGCGAGGGCCAGCUGGACAGCCCCGACUCCGGGCUGCCCCCCAGCCCCAGCCCCAGCCCGCCCUUCGACGCCCAGGCGCCUGGCAUCCUCGACAGUGCACAGGUGGGGGGCGCCGGUGCCGCGCCGGAGCCCCCCGGACCGGCAGAGGACAGAGCGGCCCCUCUCCCCUGGCACAACGCCGCGGUAGCCGAGAUGAGGCCCCGGAUGCUGCCGGUGGUGUUCGGGGAGACCAUCGAGGUGGACCCGGAACCCACGCACGAGAUCCGCUGCAACUCCGAGGUCAAGUACGCGUCCGAGAGGCACUUCCGGGACAAGGUGUUCUAUGCGCCGGUGCCCACGGUCACGGGCUACAGCGAGACCAUCGUGGCAGCACCCAACUGCACGUGGCGCAGCUUCCGCAGCCAGCUGACCCUGGAGCCGCGGCCGCGCGCGCUGCUCUUCCGCAGCACGACCAUCAUCUUCCCCAAGCGCGCGCGCGGCUCCUUCCGCACCACCCUGCACUGCAGCCUGGGCCGGCCGCGGCGCUCCUUCACCGCCAGCGUGCAGCUGCGCCUGUGCGGGGCGCCCGCCGCGCUCUGACCCUGCCGGCCGCUGUCCUGGGCGCAGCUACCGUGUCCGGGGUGGGGGACCCAGCGAACGCCCCGCGGCACUGAGGCGGAGGGGGCGCACGGGCCGUGGCAGUGCCCGCAGGCGACCCGAGGUGCCCCUGCAGCCGGGGACAGCCCCGAGCGCCCCCAGCACAGCAGCGCCCCACUCCCGCGGGGGUCUGGCUCUGCGUCUGUGUGGGAGGGGAGGGGGACCCUCGGCCCGCCCCAGGGUGUGGAGGGCCGGCAGCUCAGCGUGGCCGGGAGGACCUUGAGCCUGGGCCUGGCAAAGGCCGCGGCAGUGGGAGGGGCUGGGGCACUGGCCUCUGGGUGUCCUGUGGCCCCCAGGGCAGAAGGUUUGGGGCCAUGCAGCUGAAGGGAGGUCGCGGGGCAGAGGGUCGAGCCUCACUCAGACGCGCCUGGCUGGCUCUUCUGGCCGCCUUUAGGACUGAGCCACUUCAGCCUCGAGGGCGCUCUGCCAGGGGCCGACGGGAGACACGGAAGCUGCUAGAAAUGCUGCCGACCCCUCGCUGAGGCCCAGUCUAUGCAGCACCCCCGCCCCGCUCAGCCAUGACCUCAAGAGAAAUUGCGGGGCCCACCGUCCUCCAGCCGCCAGCUCCCGCCGUGACGGAGUCGGCGCCCACCCCGUGACAGGCCGGGCAAGCUCCAGGGAGGAGCAGGGGCCGCACAGACUCAACUCCAGUGGGUGGCAUGGGUCAGGCUGCCCACAGCCUGGGGCUGCCCGAUGGGGCACUGAAUCCCUGCUGUGCCCACGGCGGCCUGCCUGCCUCCCUCCUCCCCAGCCCGAAGGCACCAGUAGCCCCAGGGCUGCCCCUCUCCCCUGGCAGCACCAGGAGGGGCAAGCUGGGCCUGGGCUUGGGCCCCCUCGGUGGGGCGGCAGGGUCCCUUGGGUGGUGACCUCCAGAUUUCUCUGUCUGCACAGAGAGUACAUCCAGCGGUGCCUUGUGACCAACAGGUACCUUCAGAAGCCAGUGACUGUCUUAAUAAAAUGUGCAACCCAGA
Molecule: messenger RNA, 2778 nt
Organism: Chinchilla lanigera (long-tailed chinchilla)
Lineage: Eukaryota; Metazoa; Chordata; Mammalia; Rodentia; Chinchillidae
Product: filamin-interacting protein FAM101A
Exons: 4
Coding region: 1148-1750 (200 amino acids)
Biological process (GO): actin filament bundle organization; negative regulation of chondrocyte development; negative regulation of bone mineralization involved in bone maturation
Cellular component (GO): actin filament bundle
Molecular function (GO): filamin binding
Source: RefSeq, a predicted model, not a curated record